Molecule: messenger RNA, 522 nt
Organism: Sparassis crispa
Lineage: Eukaryota; Fungi; Basidiomycota; Agaricomycetes; Polyporales; Sparassidaceae
Product: N-acetyltransferase ats1
Exons: 7
Coding region: 1-522 (173 amino acids)
Biological process (GO): protein acetylation
Molecular function (GO): N-acetyltransferase activity
Source: RefSeq, a predicted model, not a curated record
AUGUCCAAGCCUUCGUUUUUUAUUCGCCCGGCUACAGUAGAGGAUGUCGAUGCCAUCCUGCACCUGAUCAUCGCUCUUGCGACGUAUGAAAAGGCGCCCGAUUCCGUCAAGGCUACCCCAGAACUUCUGCGCAAGAAUCUUUUCGAGACACCGUACGCGCACACUCUCUUGGCCUUCGCGGGCACUCUCUCUGCUCCCGGAAAACCUAUAGGCAUGGCUAUGUAUUUCUUCAAUUAUUCCACCUGGACUGGACGCCCAGGCUUGUAUCUCGAGGAUUUGUACGUCGAGCCUGAAUAUAGAGGUACCGGUGUCGGCAAGGCGUUGUUCGGCGAGCUGGGAAGAAUCGCGCAAGAGAAGAAAUGCGGUCGCUUGGACUGGUCGGUGUUGAAGUGGAACCAGCCGUCUAUAGAUUUUUACGAGCAGAAGCUGAAGGCAAGUGCCAUGUCCGAGUGGAUGGGCAUGCGGCUGGACGAAGAGGGAAUCGAGAACCUGAAGACGUUUGCCCAACAAGUUCAGAACUGA